Brassica rapa (field mustard) is the source of this 2757-nucleotide messenger RNA. RefSeq lists its product as uncharacterized. The record is from RefSeq and is a predicted model, not a curated record. NCBI's taxonomy places the organism in Eukaryota, Viridiplantae, Streptophyta, Magnoliopsida, Brassicales, Brassicaceae.
AGCCUUGGUUUAACCGCUGGUCUGAGGAGAAUCAUCUGUUAAAGAAUAUUACAUAAGCAUACUUAACCCAAUUAAUAUAGGAUAGGUUUCCAAAACAAUACAUUUCGAUUGAAAAAAAACAAAACUCUUGCCGUCUCAACACUCUCGCCGUUUCAAACUUCUCGAAUCUCACUCGUCUCCGCCUCUCGAAUCUCUCUCUCAUCUCCAUAUCUCUCGAUCUCCGACGAAAACCCAUCUCCAGAACUCUCUCUCUCUCGAUCUUUUACGCGAGCUCUCUCUAUUCUCCGAGAAAAACCAUUUCUAGAGCUCUAUCUCUUGAAGGUAUGUUGCAGAUUCAACCUUAUGUGUGUUUUCUUUCUGAGAGAUUGGUCUCCUGGUUUUUGCUUGUGUAUAGACUUGCUCGUUUUAACCUAAUAUGAUUCGUAGAAUUCUAGUUCAUGUGAAAGCAUGUGUAUAGACUUCGGGAAGGAUUUGUAUUUUUUUCAGGAAACCCUUCCUGAAAAUUGGAUUUUAAUUAAUUUAGACAAAUAAAAUUUUUCUUGUUUACGCAGGAUAGAAACAAGAUGGGAGAUCCAUUACCAUUAAGACUAGCACUGCCUGAGCUGAGGUAUCCGAUUGGAUCAGAGCCAGAGAAGACGAUAUCGAUAAACCAACACUCGAUAGUUGCUUAUAUCAAAACUGUUAAGGAAAUUCUAGGAAAUGAUGAGUUCAACAGAAUAAGAGGGACGUUUUUGGGACCGGUGAUCAAGCUUGGAGAGAGGUCUUUGAAAUUAUCAGCUAAGAUAGUGCACGCAGUUCUCACCAAAAGCAUCAAGACAGUGAAGAGACACGAAGCAUGGUUCCAUUUUGGUGCUCAGCCAAUGAGGUUCUCUAUAAGAGAAUUCCACAUGGUGACUGGUUUGAAAUGUAGUGGUGAAGCAAGAGAACCACGAGAGGGAACCGAGAAAUUUAAGUGGGACUUCCUAAAAGGGCGUACUCAUACAGUAAAGGACGUGGAGAAGCAGCUCAGAAACACAAGAGAAGAUGCUUCUGAUGAGAGAUUCUGCCUUGCAAUGCUCCUCCUGAUUGAGAGCAUACUACUACAGAAGAGCCUUCUCGACGGUGGCACAACUUUUACUUUGGAUUAUGUGAAAAUAGCGCAGGAUAUGGAUGUCUUGAUGACAUACCCAUGGGGGAGAACAGCUUAUAAUUUGCUGUUAAAAUCACUUCAGAGAGCUGUCGACAAAAGCCUCGACAAAAACAAUUAUGAUUUGCAAGGGUUCCCUAUGGCAUUUCUUAUAUGGAUACUUGAGUCAGUACCUUUGCUACAGUAUGCAUUCAGUCAAGUUGUUCCUAUUCUGAGCGUUCAACCGUCUACCCCAAUAUUUUUGUGUGAGAAGUACCUUCAAAUAGCUUCUCCACAGCUGAUAGAUGUUCUCCUAAUUGAAAUCAAAGAUCAUGUAAGUUUUUACAUUAUUUUUUUCUUGUUUCUGUUUUGCCUUAUGAUUCUCCAUUUAAAAGCUAAUUAUUUUUAUGGUUUCAGCUUAAGGUCACAUGCAUCCUACCUCCUAUUUCUAAUGAUCCAGAAGAUGAUGUUUGCAUGGGAGACGAAGCUAAUAAAGAUCUGGAUGACAUGGCCGAUUUAUCCAAGAGAGGUUAUAAGUUUAAAAUUAGAGAUUGGCGAAACAUGUCAGUAGACCUAUACGGUGCUAAUGAAGAAAUAAGAAGAGCAUCUUUACUGUUUGGGAAUGGAGGGAUGAGUCAAGCUUCUACUUCGUAUCAGGAGGAGUCUUUGGAAUCAAAGAUCAACAGAAUCAGCGAGAUGGUGGGAGAUAAUUUAAGGAUCAUGAACGAUCGUUUGUGUUUGAUUGAAAAAGACAGGAAACAGAUUAAAGAACGUGUGACAAACCUAGAGAAACUACAAAGAGUUACUUCAUAUGAAACUCCAAACAAUGAGACUGACACAACUCCAUUUCAUGAGACGGCUUCCAGACAAGGUGAAGCCAAUGCAGAUCAAGCAGAUGAACAACUUAACAAUGAGGAUACACGAGAGCCUAUGAAUGAGAUCACGAAAGAGACACCUGGUUCUCCAAUAGCUCAACAGAAUAUUGAGACUCCAGUCCUUACUCCAAUUCAGACGCAGCAGGAGACUCACGAGCUUAUGAAUGAGAUCAUUUCACCAAACAUUUCCGACACACAGCCAAAUACCCGAGCUCGCAGAAAUCUUUUAACAGAGCAAAAUAAGGAUGUAGAAAGCAGAGUUCAAAAUCCCUUUGAGAUCGGAGCAAAUGUGGAGAUUUCAUCACAAGAUGACAAUACUUGUCAUAAAUGGUAUCCAGGAAAUGUGUUGGCAACAUAUUUGGUUGAUGGGGUUGAGAUGGUGAAAGUUGAGUACUUCGUCCCGUCUCUGGACGAAAAGAAGAGGAAAAGGAGUGUUGAGACACGUGUAUCAAUUGACAGAAUACGUCCUCAACCACCACCUGAGAGAUCUGGAGCGAAGAAAAGUUAUGAGCUAAUGCAGGACGUGGAGGCGUUCGACAAUGGUGCCUGGUGCGCUGGAAAAGUUAAAGUCAUUUUGUUUGAUGGCUCGUGUUUUGUCUCUUUGAACAAUUCUAAAGAACAAAUUUACUUCCACCAUUCUGAGAUGCGAAAACCAAGAAAAUGGGUAGAUGGUGUUUGGGAGAUGACAAAAAAGGUAAAACAAAUGCCUUGGAUCACUUGAAUUGAAAAAUAAUGUCAUUUGUUUAAUAUCUCGGUAUUGAUUUUCAGAUGGAAGAG